AUGCAUUCGGAUCCAGAGACCUUCUCACAGCUCGCUUCUGCAAUUUCUGGCCUUCACCUCCAACCACCACCUGAACGUGUCCUCCCGUCAGAGAACAUUGUAACUCAAGCACGCGAGAAGUUACAGAAAAAUCUCUCUACCUCUGGCAUUGGCUUUGAGGAAACGAUCAGGCAUAUCCGAGACGACCUCGCCCCGGGCUUCAAUGGUUCCAGCCGCUCGCCCAACUACUACGGCUUCGUGACCGGCGGCAGCACGCCUGCCGCGGCACUUGCCGAUCAUAUGGUCACUAUCUAUGACCAAAAUGCCGCAGUUCACCUUCCGCAAGAGUCGAUAGCAACAAAUUUGGAGGAUGCUGCUACUUCAUUAUUGGCCCAACUGCUGAAGCUCGAACCAUCACAGUGGCCGCACCGUGUUUUCACUACCGGAGCAACAGCAAGCAAUGUGUUAGGUCUGGCAUGUGGCAGGGAGUAUAUUAUUGCUGAGGCUUCCGCCCACCGAAGCGACACUGUGAACAGUGUAGGUGAGCUGGGUAUUGUGGAGGCCAUGCAUCGCGCUGGCAUCGACAAGAUUCAGAUCUUGACCACCGUGCCGCACUCUUCACUCGUCAAAGCCGCUGGUGUUCUGGGCCUGGGUCGCACGUCAGUAGUAGAUAUCGGUCUACCAGGUGCCUCGCACAGAUUCGACGUCGCUCAGUUAAAGAAGCUGCUUGAGCAACCUGGCACUGCUUCCAUUGUAGCCAUCUCUGCAUCUGAAGUGAACACUGGAUUGUUCGCUACCUCAGGAUUAGAAGAGAUGCAGGAGAUCCGCAAGCUAGCCGACAUGUAUGGUGCCUGGAUCCACAUCGAUGGUGCAUUCGGUAUCUUGGGAAGAAUCCUUACUUCCCCAAGCUACGCCGACAUCAUCGCUGCCUGUGCAGGUCUCGAUCUCGCAGACUCUAUCACUGGUGACGGGCACAAGCUACUGAACGUGCCUUACGACUGCGGCUUCUUCUUUUCGCGCCAUCGCGAGAUACCGGAACGCGUCUUCCAGAACCCUAACGCCCCGUACCUCAGCACCGGAGCGGCUACUGAUGCGAUUGUGUCGCCCUCAAACGUCGGGCUCGAAAACUCGCGCCGACUCCGUGCGCUACCUGUAUAUGCCAACCUAAUAUCAUAUGGUGCAGAUGGGUAUCGGGACAUGCUUGAACGGCAGAUUGACCUGUCAAAGGGAAUCGCCGAAUACAUCAUCGACAGUCCAGACUUUGAACUACUUCCGGAGUCAGACCGCCCCAAGGAGGAAGUCUUGAGGGGCAUCUACAUCAUUGUUUUAUUUAGGGCCAAGGAUGAGGGCUUGAACAAAGAACUCACUAGUAGGAUCAAGGCAAGUCGCAAGAUCUACGUAUCAGGCACUGCAUGGGACGGUCAGCCAGCGUGCAGAUUCGCGGUGUCAAACUGGAUGACGGACGCGAAGAGAGAUCUGCCGCUCAUCAAGCAAGUGUUGGCCGGGGUUGUUGAGGGCUGGAAGAAGGCAUGA
Molecule: messenger RNA, 1512 nt
Organism: Didymosphaeria variabile
Lineage: Eukaryota; Fungi; Ascomycota; Dothideomycetes; Pleosporales; Didymosphaeriaceae
Exons: 1
Coding region: 1-1512 (503 amino acids)
Biological process (GO): carboxylic acid metabolic process
Molecular function (GO): carbon-carbon lyase activity; pyridoxal phosphate binding
Source: RefSeq, a predicted model, not a curated record